CGGGUGCGAGUCGCGACAGAGACGUAAAGGCUCGUGGGAGCGGUGAAUGGCGCUGUACGCGGCCGCCGCGGCCGUGCUGGCAGGGGUUGAGAGCCGCCAGGGCUCUAUCAAGGGGCUGGUAUAUGGUAGCAGUUUCCAGAACGUGAAGCAGCUGUACGCGCUGGUGUGCGAGACGCAGCGCUACUCCUCCGUGCUGGAUACCGUGAUCGCCAGCGCCGGUCUCCUCCGCACCGAGAAGAAGCUGCGGCCGCACCUGGCCAAGGUUUUAGUGUAUGAGUUGUUGCUGGGAAAAGGCUUUAGAGGGCGAGGGGGCAGAUGGAAGUCUUUGCUGGACCGGCAUCAGGCAAGGCUGAAGGCUGAGUUGGCCCGGCUGAAGGUUCGUCGAGGUGUGAGCCGGAAUGAGGAUUUGUUGGAAAUGGGAUGCGGGCCUGACCCAGCCUCCCAGGUGCCUCGAUUUGUGCGGGUGAACACUCUCAAGACCUGCUGUGAUGAUGUAAUUGAUUAUUUCAAGAGACAAGGUUUCUCCUACCAGGGUCGGGCUUCCAGCCUGGAGGACCUAAGGGCCCUCAAAGGGAAGUGUUUUCUUCUGGAUCUCUUGUUGCCAGAGCUGCUUGUGUUUCCUGCCCAAACGGAUCUGCAUGAACAUCCCCUAUACCAAGCCGGUCACCUCAUCUUACAAGACAAGGCUAGCUGUCUCCCAGCCAUGCUGCUGGCCCCUCCCCCGGGUUCCCAUGUCAUUGAUGCGUGUGCUGCUCCAGGCAAUAAGACCAGUCACUUGGCUGCCCUUCUGAAGAACCAAGGGAAGAUCUUUGCCUUCGACCUGGAUGCCAAGCGGUUGGCGUCUAUGGCUACUCUGCUGGCCCGGGCUGGAGUCUCUUGCUGCCAGCUGGCCGAGGAAGACUUCCUGGCAGUUUCACCCUCAGACCAGCGUUAUCGUCAGGUCCAGUACAUUUUGCUGGAUCCUUCUUGUAGUGGCUCUGGUAUGUUGACCAGACAGCUGGAGGAACCCGAGACAGGUAAACCCAGCAAGGAGCGCUUACGGGCCCUGGCAGCAUUCCAGCAGCGAGCUUUGUGCCAUGCGCUCACAUUCCCAUCCCUUCAGCGCUUGGUCUACUCCACAUGUUCCCUUUGUCAAGAGGAGAACGAAGAUGUGGUACAGGAUGCCCUGCAGCAGAGCUCAGGAACCUUCAGACUAGCUCCUAUCCUACCCUCCUGGCCCCACCGAGGCCUUAACACCUUUCCAGGGGCUGAGCACUGCCUCCGGGCCUCCCCUGAGACCACGCUCACUGGUGGCUUCUUCAUUGCUGUGCUCGAACGGGUAGAGGUGCCAAGCUCAGUCUCACAGGCUGAAGUAUCGGCACCAGAACUUAGACCCAGCUCUGCUCCAAAGAGAAAGAAGAGGCAGCGAAAAGCAGCAGCUGCUCCUAGCCUCCUACCUUACACAUAGCAAGAAGGAAACUGAUAACCCUGUUUCUCAAGCUGGAAAGAUAAGAGUGGAUUUUCUCAUCCUUUGAGUCCCUUCCCUGGGCCACAUUCUUGCUGGUGAGAGAAGUGUGACCCACCCCCACCAAAGAAAUAAAAGGCGCAGGACAUGGUCUACGAUA
Pteronotus mesoamericanus is the source of this 1604-nucleotide messenger RNA. RefSeq names its product NOP2/Sun RNA methyltransferase 5 (gene NSUN5). Gene Ontology annotation, molecular function: RNA methyltransferase activity. Gene Ontology annotation, cellular component: nucleolus. Lineage: Eukaryota; Metazoa; Chordata; Mammalia; Chiroptera; Mormoopidae. The record is from RefSeq and is a predicted model, not a curated record. The transcript has 11 exons. Gene Ontology annotation, biological process: rRNA base methylation. The coding region runs from base 47 to 1447 and encodes 466 amino acids.